UGCACAAAAGGGCACGGCAGGUUCUGGACAUCGAUAGGAUGUACAACAUGGUCACAGAAACCCUCAUCUGUACCAAGCCUCGCAUGUGUCCUGGAGUCAGACCAUCCUGCAACAGCUGGAUCUGGGCCAUCGCUCUGAAUUUCGGGUCAUCCUCACGCGGAAGUAUGCCUGUGACAUGAGAGUCAUUCGGCUCCUCUCUGAGCGUGGCUAGGCAACAGUCCCACGCGGGUCAUUAAACAGCUGCGUGAGAACCACAGCGAGGAGUGGCUCCAACGUAUGGCCCGCGUGGUACACCACCCAAUGCGUGGACUUCCUCAAACGUCCCGGGGUGUUGCAAAUAAAGUUCCAGGAACCCCCAGAGCCUACAGUGGUGCCAAGCUGCAAGUGGCUGCUCACCGUUUACAGCCAAGACAUCCUGACAAGGCUGGAUCAUGAAAUCCAUGCAAGGAUAACAUGUGGAUGUGGAUAUGGUUCAGUCUUGAAGAUGGAUUCCACUUAAAAGAUCACCAAGAAGCUGGCUGGGACGGCAAGGGGAACGGGACUCUGGCUUACCUCUGUUGGCAAUGAGUUUGGUCAGGUGCUCAUGAGUGUGCUGACUGCACAGGAAGGAGCAGGACUGGACAAGAUGGUUGAUGGUCUGGUGAAAAGGUACCAGCAGGCUGGUGUGGAUCCACCUACUGUUUUGUACGUGGACUGUGGCUGCUGCACUGAUGUGGGUGAGACCAAGCUAAAAACCAGAUUCAGAGGUUGGCCUGAUCUCAUGAUUCGCUUGGACAUCUGGCAUUAUAUGCGCAGGAUCGCCAUGGGGUGUACAACUGAUGCCCAUCAGCUGUAUCCCAUCUUCAUGUCACGGCUGUCAGCGUGCAUUUUUGAGUGGGAUGCGGCUGAUAUUUCUAUGCUUCGCAAAGCAAAGAGAGAGCAGUUGUUAUCCCAGGGCUGGCCUGCGCUGACAGAUGAAGAUGUCAACAAGCAUCUCACCAGGGAGGAGCUAGCACUGCAUUGCCGGAGGAGGACCUGUGGAGAGGAGACUACCAUCCUUCUCCUUGAGCGGCUGCUUACAGAGCUCCUGAGCAGUGAGGGCAAAGACUCCCUGGGUGUUCCUCUCCUGGGCCGAGAAAGGAUGGAGCACAUCUGGAAUGUCCAGAAGAAGCAUGUGAAAUGCAUUCAAGACCCCCCUGGUGUUGUGCUCUACACAGAGACAGGGACCCUAAACAAGGGAGGCGUGCUUCUGAAGACAUACAGAUGUGCCAGAGGCUCCACUUCUCUCGAGUCCUUUCAUUUACACCUGAACCGUUUCAUCCCAGGGGCCAGUGCAAACAGUCUGAAUUUUCAGAUUUAUCUGCUGGAGGGUGUACACCGGUGGAACCAGGACCGGGAGGCUGCUUCCCUGUCAUCGGAGCCAUCAGCUUUGCGCAGCUACACAGGAGAACUUGUUCACUGUGUAAACGGUGAGCUCAUUGGGGUGCAGUAUCUGUUCCAGCAGACUGGUCAGGCACUGCAGGACAUGAAUCCAGACUCUGAGCAGACAGCAGAGCUCACUGAGGACCUCAGUGUGGAGGAGCGAGAUGAAGAUGAGGGCUACUGUGACAUCAGCGAGGAUCACACAAUAGCAGAUCCGGAGGCUGUACUGUCACCACCCUCUUCCACACUGACACUGGGUUCUUCCACCCUGGUCGCCAGCAGUGCCACACAUGUACUGGGCAGGGCUCCACAUCCCCUUUACUGGUCCCUGACCCCAAACUUCACACAGUCUCCUUCAUCACCUGGACCCUCAGGAACUGCCGUCACACCUGUUCUCUCUGAAACAUCUGUUUCAACUCUCCCCUCAGAUCCAGAGGAUGCUGGGCAGGAUGAUGAUGAUGAUGAUGAAGAGAUGGUGCCAAUGGUCCAGGGUGUGCCAAUGGUCCAGGGUCUGCUAAUGAUCCAGGGCAUCCCAAUGGUCCAGGCCAGGGGAUGCAAAUGA
Molecule: messenger RNA, 1963 nt
Organism: Pimephales promelas (fathead minnow)
Lineage: Eukaryota; Metazoa; Chordata; Actinopteri; Cypriniformes; Leuciscidae
Source: RefSeq, a predicted model, not a curated record